AUGGCUGACGUAUUUGAUGAAACAAUUAGACGGCAAAAUAGACUUUUACAAUUGGGUUACGAGGUUAAGACGAUUUGGGAGCAUGACUAUUGCAAACUUAAGGAAACGGACGAAAUGAAACAUUUUUUGGAUACAAAUGGCAUUAUAACGAAUCUUGAACAACGCGAUGUGUUUUUUGGUGCCAGAGUCAAUGGGUUUAAGCUUUUUAGGGAUGCCCAACAAGAUGAAACAAUUGAAUACGUUGAUUUUACAUCGUUGUAUCCUUACUGUGUUGUACAAAACUCUUCAGUGUGUACUCAUUCGGAAAAUGAGCGUGCUUUUUGGUGCACUUUUACCACAGUUGAGGUGUUGAAAGCUAUUGAAAAAGGAUAUAAGAUUAUUGAAAUUUUUGAAAUUUGGCACUUUGAAAACACAAGCUCAGAUUUGUUUUCGGAUUAUGUGAAUUAUUUUCUCCGUAUAAAGCAAGAGAGUUCAGAAUUUCUGAGUCGUAUACAAACUCCUGAGGACAGACAGAAAUACGUGGCCGACUAUUAUGAAAACGAGAGAAUACUGUUAAGGCAUGAUAAAAUAGACUACAAUCCAGGCUUAAGAGCACUGGCUAAGCUAUGUUUUAACAGCUUGUGGGGUAAAUUUUGUCAAAAAGACAAUCGACUAAAUACAGAAUUCAUUAAUGAUCCUCCACAUUUCUACAGACGUUUGAACGGGGCCGAUAUUGAAAUGCACGAUCUUUGCAUCUUGAAUGAUGAUUUAGUCGAAAUUGUCUUUAAGAGAAAGCAUGAGUAUGAAGUAGAAAACAAACUAACAAAUAUCUUCAUAGGAAUUUUUACAACUGCAUGGGCUAGAUUGGAACUUUACAAUGUGAUGGAUCUGUUGCAAGAGAGCCUUUUAUAUGUAGAUACGGACAGUUGUAUUUAUGUAAAUAAACCCGGGGGUCCAAGGCCACUCUUAGAGGAUUACCUGGGGCAUUUAACAAACGAAAUCACUCAAGAACAUGGGUUAGAUCCGCCCCUGGUUUUGGUGUAUAAAGAUGUUGUUAAGGAUGGCAAUGACGGUGACAUGAUUUUUGAGAAUGAAGAAAACGCAAGCGAUAUUAGUUUAUUGGAAACUGACGACGAGGAAGAUAUGGAUUUUGAAUCAGAGAACGAAUAUGAUAAAACAUUUAUAAACGACAUUGAAAUGUCUGAAGAUGAAAAUAACGUUUCUUUUUAUCGAAGGUUUAACAGUAAUUAUUAA
Molecule: messenger RNA, 1233 nt
Organism: Xenia sp. Carnegie-2017
Lineage: Eukaryota; Metazoa; Cnidaria; Anthozoa; Malacalcyonacea; Xeniidae
Exons: 3
Coding region: 1-1233 (410 amino acids)
Source: RefSeq, a predicted model, not a curated record